UGUCCAAGCCGGGAGUUCUGGCCCCGGCGGCUCGCCGUAGGAAGGCGUUGAUUGGCUGCUCGCGCGCCCGGCAGCUUUCCUAGCCAGCGGGCGAAGCGGCGCGCGGGACUGUGAACAUGAGCCUGCGGAAGCAAACCCCUAGUGACUUCUUAAAACAAAUAAUAGGAAGGCCAGUUGUUGUAAAGUUAAAUUCUGGAGUGGACUAUCGAGGUGUCCUGGCUUGUCUGGAUGGGUAUAUGAACAUAGCAUUGGAACAGACUGAAGAAUAUGUAAAUGGACAGUUAAAGAACAAGUACGGGGAUGCAUUUAUCCGAGGAAACAAUGUUCUGUACAUAAGCACACAGAAGAGGAGGAUGUGAAGAUGCCAAAAAAGGGAUAUUUUGUACUGAAGAACUUUUUUUUUCCCCCUGAAUGAUGAGACCUGUUUGAUUUGUAGCUAGUGCUCUUUGGUUGAAAAAUACAGCUGUUUAAAUAUUUCUUUAUGUGCUGUGAAGCCAGAUAUACCACAGUGACUACUACCAGAAGGAUGUUGCUUUUUUUUUUUUUUUUGUGUAAAGAAAUACAAUUGCAUGUUUUUCUGGGUGCCUGAUUUUUGAAGAAAUGCUUUGUUCCACUGUGAACAAAGUGAAAUAAAUAAGUGGGGGUGGGGUAGAGAAUGGAGAAUAUUUAUUGCUGCAGUAUUAAUUGAAUGGAACAUUUGGUUUGGUUGCAGUUUGAGACUAACCGUGCAUUAUAAUCUGGUUGCAUUGGCAAAAUUACCUCCUCAGUUCCUCCCGGCUAAAUGUGAAUGGCUUGGUGAAAAUAACCUGUCCCUUGAAAGAGGGGGAAUAAGGUCAGGUUUAAAUUCCAAGCUACACUAAGAAUCAGCAGGGUAAAAAGUUCAGCUGCUGACUAGUUAAAUUAGCCAAAAAAAGCCCCCUUGAAUUGUGUAUUUGAAUCGGGAAUGUAACCAUUGACACUUCAACAAUGGGGGUAGGGAAAGAACUGAAUCAAAUGGAAGAAAAGCCCCCAGGGUUAUCACUGUGCCAGCUAUAGAAGUCAGUCACAAGUGAAAAGCUCUUCAGUUGGUAUGCCAACGCAGCCAGCAGUCACUUCAAAUCCUAGCAACUUUAUUCCAGAUUGCAGUUACUUUUGUAUUUGGUUUUUUUUUUUCCCUGUGUCUUCUCUCUACCAGUGCAUAGAAGUUUUUAAAAUAAAGUUUAAAACACUGAGUUUUAUUUUAAUACAUCUGAAGCUCUGGUUGUUUUUAGAUGCUUAACGGAUGAAGCUGUGUAGUCUCCAUGUGGGUUCUGGUUUAUAUAAAACACACAUUGUAUGUCCUGUUCAUGUCUGCAUUAUUCCCACUCGCUAUUCUCUUCCUGCAGCACACACACAUAUGCCCAUUCUUCAGCUACGUGCCAGCCAGAAAUGUGAACAAAUAGAUAUCAAGCUCUUAGCAUGUGGUGCAUGUUGGGAGGAAAGGAAUCACUAUGCAAGCAGGGAAGUCAAAACUGUUUGCUUGUAUCCCACAGCAACUCUGAGAGAUUAAAUCAAAGACCAGUGAGGUUUUGGAGGGCUCCUUAUUAGCUUAACAUACUUUCCACCCCCCUUUCUCUCUCUCAGAAUUAAAACUAUUUUUUAUUGCAAUGAUUAAAAUACUGAUGAAAAUCAAGAUGGGAACACUCCACUUCAGUGCUUAAAAUGCUUUCCUGUUGUUCAGCAUAAGGCUAUCACUUGGGGUAAUACGCUUCAUGCUGAGGUUGUUUAACCAAUUUGUUAAUGAGGUUUUUUUUUCUGAAGCUCUGCUUUAUUCUACAAGCAGUUUAUGCUGCCAUUAGGAACAACACGUUUCUGAGUUGUGGUUGAAUGAGCACCAGACAAUUGUGUGAAUGCAGUGUUGGCGCAUACUUCUCAAAUAAUAAUAGGUUUUUGGUGCAAGUAGGCAAUGGUAAUAUUUCAGUUACCUAUGGGAGAAUAAGGCAUGGUCUCUCUCUCUCUCUCUCUCUCUCUCUCUCUCUCUCUCUCUCUCUCUCUUUUUUUUUCUUCCUUGAAAGACUAAGGAAUAAUUCCAAACAGUUAUUUUGCAAUUAAUAGUUAACCUUUCUACAUAAAAUAUUUCAGAAGGCUCUGCAGAGCACGCAAAAAGAGGCACCACUUUAUAAUAUGCUUCAAUAAUUUAUCAUUUCUUGACAAGGGCUUGAAAAGGGUCCAGCAUGUAAGUACAAAUCACCAAUUUGCUCUUCUGUAAAUGACUUCUUUUAAGAAGAAAAUGGAUGUGCCUCCAAGUGGAGCAUGCAGUUUCUCAUUUGUUUUGUAAUGUGUGUGGAACUGGCAGGUUACUGUGUCCGUUCAUUCACUGAAAUUGCUUUUCAAGGUAACUAAUUUUGUUUGUGUGGGUUUUUGGUUUUGUUUUGUAUUAUUUUUCCAUCCCCCCCCCCCCCCCCCCCCAAAAAAAAAUCUGUAACAUUUCAUGAAGGUUUUAUUUUUUUAUUGUAUUUAACUGAAGCUCCAUUUUGGUAAUUGCAUAUAUAGAAUUCUGUAAUUGCAGUCCAGUUUCUAUAUAGACUUGGCCCUGGAUUAACUUUUAAUCAUGGUCCACUACAUCUGAAAUGUCACCAGGACAAAUGAUUUGUAAUCAUGCAAGUUGUCUGACAUCAAAAUGGCACUUGGCUGAUACUCUGCACUUCUUAACAUUUUCUUAUGUACUCUAGAAAUGGAAAUGAAUAAAACAGGCAGCAUUUUUUCCAAAGUACUGAAAAACUGUCGUGUUCAAAUAGUAGAGGAGAUAAAUGGAUAAGCAUUUUUGUGUGUGUGUGUGAGAGAUGGUUAUGAUGUUCAAACAGACAUUCAAUUUGAUUGGCUUUUUUUUUUUAAAUAAGUGCUUUUUCAGAGUAACCCUUACAGAAGUGUCCAGAAGUCAGUGGGAAUGGGAUGCCUGCUUCCUUUAGUCAUUUCUGAAAUAUUUCAUCCAAUCUCUCCUUUGCCUCCCUCUUUAUAAUCAAAUAGCUAUUGGUGAACAUUGUUCUGGUCUUUUACCAGGAAUUCAAGUGUGUAGGAUGUAACUUACUUUGUGCAUUUGUCCACCUUGGAUUUAUUUUAUGUGUCUGUUAAACUACUAUGGUCUACACCACUGCAAACCCCAGCUGCAAGUGAAUCAGGCAAGGGUAGUUGGCUUUCGGGAUUACAUCCAAAACACAACCCAAACAUACUGUUACAUUUUUUUAUGAAUUUGAUAUGAGCGUCUUCUGUGGGCAAAAGGAAAAUAGAACAUUCGUACAAGCAUACAUACGAAAGUGACCAGAAUGAGUCACUUAAUUGAUUAUUGUUUUUUAAUACUUAUAAUCCUUAAGUUCUAAUGAUACUUUGUAUGGAGUUGUGCAUGCACCAACAAAAAUAAUUUUUGUUGUUUGACUA
This is a messenger RNA of Gavialis gangeticus (Gharial), 3393 nucleotides long. RefSeq names its product LSM6 homolog, U6 small nuclear RNA and mRNA degradation associated (gene LSM6). The record is from RefSeq and is a predicted model, not a curated record. Gene Ontology annotation, molecular function: RNA binding. Gene Ontology annotation, cellular component: nucleolus; P-body; U4/U6 x U5 tri-snRNP complex. Gene Ontology annotation, biological process: mRNA splicing, via spliceosome; maturation of SSU-rRNA. Lineage: Eukaryota; Metazoa; Chordata; Crocodylia; Gavialidae. Bases 117 to 359 code for a protein of 80 amino acids. The transcript is spliced from 4 exons.